Molecule: messenger RNA, 761 nt
Organism: Megachile rotundata (alfalfa leafcutting bee)
Lineage: Eukaryota; Metazoa; Arthropoda; Insecta; Hymenoptera; Megachilidae
Gene: RpS9
Product: ribosomal protein S9
Biological process (GO): ribosomal small subunit biogenesis; translation
Cellular component (GO): cytosolic small ribosomal subunit
Molecular function (GO): rRNA binding; structural constituent of ribosome
Source: RefSeq, a predicted model, not a curated record
GGCGCUGUAUUCGCCGCCUACAUGUAACGUUCGUGAAGCGAACUCGGCCAUUUCUUUAUUGUAUUUCGGCGUGGUCGGUACCUCUGAGUAGUAGGUAACGACCGUGCAAAAUGGUGAACGGAAGGAUACCCUCAGUUUUCUCGAAAACUUACGUUACUCCUAGGCGACCUUAUGAAAAGGCUCGUUUAGAUCAAGAGUUACGAAUUAUCGGUGAAUAUGGUCUUCGUAACAAGCGUGAAGUAUGGAGAGUAAAAUACACAUUGGCAAAUAUCCGAAAAGCCGCUCGUGAACUUCUUACUUUGGAAGAGAAAGAUCCUAAACGUCUGUUUGAAGGAAAUGCACUUUUACGUCGUUUGGUAAGAAUCGGCGUAUUAGACGAGAGCCGCAUGAAACUCGAUUAUGUCCUUGGUUUGAAAAUUGAAGAUUUCUUGGAAAGACGACUUCAGACUCAAGUAUUCAAAUUGGGACUUGCCAAAUCUAUUCAUCAUGCUCGAGUACUCAUUCGUCAACGGCAUAUACGAGUUCGCAAGCAAGUUGUGAACAUUCCAUCUUUCAUCGUGCGAUUGGACUCGCAGAAGCACAUUGACUUCUCACUGAAGUCGCCAUUCGGCGGUGGCAGACCUGGUCGUGUAAAGAGGAAGAACUUGCGCAAGGGAAGUGGUGGAGCUGCGCCAGAGGAAGAAGAAGAUUAGACAGUUUUUUGUAUAUUAUACUUUAAUAAAAGUAUGCAUUGACUGUUCGAAAACAGUAUUGUAAUAUUA